Molecule: messenger RNA, 198 nt
Organism: Symbiodinium necroappetens
Lineage: Eukaryota; Dinophyceae; Suessiales; Symbiodiniaceae
Source: the annotation of a GenBank genome assembly
GAUACGGAGCUCCUUCUGCACACCUUUGCGCACGCGUUGGCAGCCGCAGUGCCGGCAGAUGCCAUGCUGCCAUCUGCGGAGCAGGUCUUCGAAGCGGCCGCGGAGGUCAUGCGGAUUGCGAAGGGUGGCUACAGCGUUGUGCUGCUCAUUACAGGAGCUUUGCACACAUCACGUGAGCACCAGUUGAGGAUUGCCUGA